Molecule: messenger RNA, 1866 nt
Organism: Cotesia congregata
Lineage: Eukaryota; Metazoa; Arthropoda; Insecta; Hymenoptera; Braconidae
Source: the annotation of a GenBank genome assembly
AUGUUAUAUAUUUUAUAUUUUAAGUUAUUUAUUACACUGACAAUUGCAGUAAACAAAUUGUCAGCCGAACGAAUAAAAGAUAUGAUUUAUAUGUCAAUUGAUGGAGCGUCUGCUUGUUUUCGUAGACACAAUGGUACCCAUCAAUUUGGAUGUUCUUCAACAAGAGGUGGAAGUGUUGGAGUAAUACAGUUGAUAGAAACAUUUGAAGAUGUUAAUUGGAUUGAGUCUAAUGCAACAGCUGGGCCUUAUACUGUAGUCAUUCCUUUUACUAUGUUUACAAAUGAAGUUAUAUCGCGUCUUGAGGCAACAAAUAACAUAAACGGAAUUUUAAUAGCAAAGAAUAGUAGUCAAGCAUUUCCGUCCGUUUAUUCUCCAGAGGAUACAUGUCCAAAUAGAUACUCUGGUAUACAAUCAUGUGAUAAUAAUAAAAAUGAUAGCAUAUUGGAGAAUAUAAAAAAUUGCUACUUUAAGCACAAUGCUCACCACCUUGAUAAACAAAAAGAACGUCCUCUGUGUGCUUUGGAAAUGCAAUCAUUUAUGACAGCAGCAGUUGACUCCGAAACAUGCAUUAGACGUAGUAAAAAAUUGUACAUGAAUCCAACAGCAUUUUGUGAUCCGCUCAGUAAUUUAAAUAUUCAUUGGCCUCUAUCGCCUUUAAAUAACAAAACAGAAUCGAUAGUUUUGGUUAUCGCACGCCUAGAUGCAAGUUCUAUAUUUGAUAACAUAUCACCAGGUGCAAAUAGUGCUGUCACAGGUUUAAUAACUCUUCUUGCUACUGCAUAUUACUUAAAUUUGCUCAAUGCUACUGUAAAUCAUACAAAUGUUGUAUUUUCAUUACUAAAUGGAGAAUCAUUUGAUUACAUUGGAUCUAGUCGAUUUGUUUAUGAUCUUAAAGAAGGCAACUUCAAUGCUUUAGGAGGAAAAAAUCUAAAAUUCGAUAAAAUUCAAACAGUCAUCGAAUUGGGGCAACUUGGAAAUGAUCAGUUAUAUCUCCAUGCUAAUAAUCAUGAAAAUAAUGAUGUUAUUAUUAAUCUUAAAAAGAGUUUAGAUCUUGAGAAUAGAACACUUUCCAACAGCGUACCACCUGCAUCGAUACAAAGCUUUCUCGCUGAAAAUCGUAACUUAACUGCAGUAGUAUUAGCUACUCACGGUGAACAAUUUACCAAUAAAUAUUACGGCGGUAUUCUAGAUAAUGCUGAAACACUUGGAAUUCGAAGGAAGCAAAUAAAUAAAACCUUAGCUCAUGUAGCUAUGAAACUCGGUGACGUUUUAUAUGAAAAAGUAACAGGUCAAAAAUCACCUAGUAGUAAUGUAACAAUAAUUGAAGAACUUAUCAAUGAAAUGUUAUUUUGCUAUCUUGAAAGUGCUAAAUGUAAUCUAUUUCAAGCUGCUUCGAUACCAGGAUAUAAUAAAUUACCCAAUCAUACGUAUCCUUUGUAUGUUGGUGUAAGUUCUUCUCUGAACCACGCAACAAGUAUUACUGGACAACUUCUUGCUCUACUUACCGGAGAAAAGUUACCAAAUAUGACAGCUAAUGAGUGUAAUGAACACAGAUUAGCCUGGAUGGGUGGAUAUAAUAACUUUACUGGAAUUUGUAUAAAUUCAACGGUUAAUUAUACGGCUGCUGUUAGCCCAGCUUUUAUUAUUGAUGGGUAUCAAAUGAAAUCGGGAAAAUAUUCAACGUGGACAGAAUCACGUUGGCACAUACUCAGUGUCCGUAUGUUCAUUAAACCAUCAGAAGCAGUAGAACAAUUGACAAUAGCAUUAGGAAGUGUCAUAGCUAUUAUCUCUUUGAUUGCUGUUUGGUUCAUAAACUCUCGAGCGGAUAUACUGUUUGAUUACAGUCCAGCAACAGAGGAUUGCUAG